Molecule: messenger RNA, 231 nt
Organism: Fusarium poae
Lineage: Eukaryota; Fungi; Ascomycota; Sordariomycetes; Hypocreales; Nectriaceae
Exons: 3
Coding region: 1-231 (76 amino acids)
Source: RefSeq, a predicted model, not a curated record
AUGGCUCAGCCCUUUUCUACCAUGGGAAACGGGAAGCCCGACAUGCAAUCUAUCCCCCAACUGCUCGGUCGCCAUGUGGCAGAGUGCAGCGUCACUGUGCUGUACAGUGCAGUACUCUCGUACCUCGCAUCACUCCCACUGACCAAAACGAUUGAGCUUAGCCUCAUCUUGCUCAAUUGGCAUCCUGACGACAAACGCCCAGAGAAGCGUCGAGAUUGCACAUCUGCUUAA